Messenger RNA from Sphenostylis stenocarpa, 738 nucleotides. Lineage: Eukaryota; Viridiplantae; Streptophyta; Magnoliopsida; Fabales; Fabaceae. The record is from the annotation of a GenBank genome assembly.
AUGGCUAGAGCUGUUGAUUCUACAUUUGUGCUAAUAUUGAUCCUCGAAUGCUUGCGUUAUACAGAACAAUUAAACCCAGAAUCAAGGCAAGGGGAUGGAUUUGAUCAUGUGGCAGAGCAACAAGAGGCUGAAGAAGAUCACCCUGAGGAGGUUGAGAAUUUUCAAAACCUUGGAACUCUAAGCAAUAGCUUCAACUAUGAAAUUCCAUGUAUUGAAGUUGAUCCAAGUAAUGAAGCUGCAUUUAAUUAUGUGAGAAAGGUUUUAGAUCUCUCUGGGUUCACUGGCCAUAUCUCCCCAGGGAUAUGGUAUUCUGACAACCAACCAGUUGAUCCUUCAGUGUAUGAAGAAUUGGAGGGGUGCUUGCUUCUUGAUCCUGAUUGUUCUGGUAACAGUGGGGAAGGUGGAGAAUGUAAUCACCUGCUUCUGUUUGAUAUAGUAAAUGAAGGGUUGUUGGAGAUUUUUGGAAGAUCGUACAGCUAUUAUCCAAGACCAUUGUCUUCUCUCUCCCACGUUCAUCCAAUGCCAUCCGGAGAAAAUGUUCUCUACAAUGUGUGGAAACUUAUUAGCUGGUAUCUCAACUCAACAAUAUAUGAUUAUUACACAUCAUUGGAUUAUUAUGUGAGCCAAGAUCUAGCAAAAUAUGAUGGGUGGAUGAAUCUCCAAUUUGAUUCUGAAUGUGUGGGGCUUGAGCUAGAUGACUUGAUUUUUGAUGAUCUUUUGGAGGAAAUAAUAUCCUAA